This is a messenger RNA of Carlito syrichta (Philippine tarsier), 1538 nucleotides long. It is a transcript of the gene NPFFR2, whose product is annotated as neuropeptide FF receptor 2. The transcript has 3 exons. NCBI's taxonomy places the organism in Eukaryota, Metazoa, Chordata, Mammalia, Primates, Tarsiidae. Gene Ontology annotation, biological process: regulation of adenylate cyclase activity; regulation of cAMP-dependent protein kinase activity; G protein-coupled receptor signaling pathway. Bases 27 to 1289 code for a protein of 420 amino acids. The record is from RefSeq and is a predicted model, not a curated record. Gene Ontology annotation, molecular function: peptide binding; neuropeptide receptor activity; opioid receptor binding. Gene Ontology annotation, cellular component: membrane.
CUGCCUCUCCUCUGUUAAGGUUCAUCAUGAGUGAGACACGGGACUCAAACUCUUCAGAAAGCUGGCAUCCCAUUUGGAGUGUUAAUGACACAAAGCAGCACCUGUACUCAGAUAUUAAUAUUACCUAUGUGAACUACUAUCUUCACCAGCCUCAAGUGGCAGCGAUCUUCAUUAUUUCCUACUUUCUGAUCUUUUUCCUGUGCAUGGUGGGAAAUACCGUGGUUUGCUUUAUUGUAAUGAGAAACAAACAUAUGCACACAGUUACUAAUCUCUUCAUCUUAAACCUGGCCAUAAGUGAUUUACUAGUUGGCAUAUUCUGCAUGCCUAUCACACUGCUGGACAAUAUAAUCGCAGGAUGGCCAUUUGGAAAUACAAUGUGCAAGAUUAGUGGACUGGUCCAGGGAAUAUCAGUAGCAGCUUCCGUCUUUACAUUAGUUGCAAUAGCAGUGGAUAGGUUCCGAUGUGUUGUCUACCCUUUCAAACCAAAGCUCACUAUCAAGACUGCAUUUGUCAUUAUUGUGGUCAUCUGGGUCCUGGCCAUCACCAUUAUGUCUCCAUCUGCAGCAAUGCUACAUGUACAAGAAGAAAAAUAUUACCAAGUGAAACUCAACUACCAGAAUAAAACGAGCCCAGUCUACUGGUGCCGGGAAGACUGGCCAAAUCAGGAAAUGAGGAAGAUCUAUACCACUGUGCUGUUUGCCAACAUCUACCUGGCCCCCCUAUCGCUCAUUGUCGUCAUGUAUGCAAGGAUUGGGAUUUCACUCUUCAGAACCACAGUGCCCCACACAGGCAGGCAGAACCAGGAGCAGUGGCACGUGGUGUCCAAGAAGAAGCAGAAGGUCAUUAAGAUGCUUCUGAUCGUGGCCCUCCUUUUCGUCCUCUCCUGGCUGCCCCUGUGGACUCUAAUGAUGCUCUCAGACUAUGCUGACCUUUCUCCGAAUGAACUGCAGGUCAUCAACAUCUACGUCUAUCCUUUCGCACACUGGCUGGCCUUUGGCAACAGCAGUGUCAACCCCAUCGUUUAUGGUUUCUUCAAUGAGAAUUUCCGCCGUGGUUUCCAAGAUGCUUUCCAGCUCCAGCUCUGCCAAAAAAGAGCAAAACCCAAGGAAGCCUAUGCCCUAAGAGCUAAAAACAACAUGAUCAUAAACACAUCUAAUCAACUUGCCCAGGAACUUACAUUUCAAAACCCACAUGGGGAAAAUUUGCUUUAUAGGCCAAGUGCAGAAAAACCCAAGCAGGAAUUAGUGACGGAAGAAUUGAGAGAAGCUACCAAUAGCAGUGAGAUUUAAAAGGAGCUACUGUGAGAAUCCUAAUUCUACCAUGUGUUUUAUGUUUAAUAUCAUCACUUUUUGUGGCUUUGUACUUCAAUUAUUUCUAAGAAUGUUCUAAAGAAAAUAUUUAUUGAGAGCCUUGUCUGGCAAGAAAAAAAAUGAGUAAACAAAAAUGGUCAAAUGAUCAUAACUAAUCUUAUGGGGUACAAAAUAUGUACAAUGACUCAUACGAGUUGGCAUAAAUAAAUUCAUUUCUAGGAAACAGUU